AUGUCAACCCAACAAAAUCUGGAUGCAACCAUCAGUGAUGCUGCUUCUAAGGCAAAAAAAGCUCUUACUGAAUUCCUUCAUCCUCAAAAAUAUACUCUGGAGUUUUUCAGAUCCAUGAAUAUCUCGUUGCUUGACUUCUUAUUGGAUCUUUUUCCCUAUGCUCUCUUCGUCGUGCUUAUUAGACUUGUUGUAUUGUAUCUGCAGACUUCCUCACAGAAGAUGAAAUAUAUUCUAGGGCAUUUGUGUCUUAUCUUUGCAUCUAACGUUGCGACUGUUGUAGUUGUACUUGUAGUUUUAACAGCCCAAUAUAAUUCUGGUGCGCCAAAAAAGCAAGACUUGCCUCAUGCAAUAGAUGAUUUCGGAAUGGUCGUGACAGAUUUGAUGAAGAUUAAGGAGGCAUAUGGAAACACGAGCGACUUGCCUCCUCCUGCUGCAUCGUCUAGAGAGGAUUUGGGAGACACUGGCAAAGAUGUCUUAGUGGGACUUGAUAGUGCCGUGGAUAAGAUUAGGGAACGUUUACUUGAGGCUUCCUCCGAACGCCAACUCCUUUCCAUUGUGGGAAUGGGAGGCAUUGGUAAAACUACUCUUGCUAUCCAAGUUUUCAAAGAUGGAGCUAUUCUUGCCCACUUUGAUGUCCGCGCUUGGGUUACAGUUUCUCAAGAGUAUUCUCUUCGCCAUUUCAUCCUAUGCCUUCUAGAUUCUGCACAGAUGCUCACCCAAGAAAAGCGCCAAGACAUUAAUGAACAAGUAUUGGGUAUGUAUCUCCACCAACAUCUUAUGUACAGGAGAUAUCUCAUCAUAAUAGAUGAUGUGUGGGACACACAGAUUUGUUGUCUGGACCCUAGUAGUCGUGUUUAUCAAAUGCCUUGCCUCAAUGAUAAAACCAGUUGGAAACUGCUCUGUACAAAGGUUUGUCCAACAGAAUUGGAAUCCAUUGGAAGGGAGAUUGCUAAGAGCUGUAAAGGACUUCCUCUUGCAGUUGUUGUAAUCGGAGGUCUUCUCUGUAAGGACAUUCAAAUCAAAGUCUGGAGGGAUGUAGCAGAAACAUUUAAAAACCAACAAUCUUUGGAUUUCAACGAGCAGUGUUUAAGGAUACUAGGUUUGAGCUAUAACCACUUGCCUCACCAUUUGAGACCGUGCCUAUUAUAUAUUGUGGUUUUCUUGGGUGAUUGUGAGAUCCCUAUCUCGAGACUUAUCAACCUAUGGGUUGCAGAGGGAUUCUUGGAACUACAUGCAUCUAAAACAUUGGAAGAUGUGGCUGAGGGCUAUCUAAAAGAUCUCAUUGCCCGAAACCUGGUUUCGAUUUGCAAGAAGAGUUGUAAUGGCAAGAUCAGGACAUGCAACAUACAUGAUCUACUACGGGAUGUUUGUGUCCAAAAUGCUCAUAACGAAAAUUUCCUUCGUGUUGUGGACUCAACCGGAGAAAGGCCUGACGAGUCUCCGCGCAGAAUAAGCAUUCAUCUUGAUGCUCUUCAAGCUAAUUCAACACAUGACUUGAUGAAAUCUUAUAGCUAUGUUCGUUCUAUCGUCUGCAUGGCUGGUAAGCCUAUUGACAACCCAUUGGUUGCCUACUUAAGUUUUGUAUAUCUUCGAGUACUAGAUGUACUUGACGUUUGCUUUCGUAAGUUUCCUCAUCAAAUUAUUAGACUUGUUCGUCUAAGAUAUCUUGCUUUGUACUAUGAUGGUCCACUCCCUGCAUCCAUAUCAAAACUCCAUAAUCUUGAGACACUUGUCCAUCAUCAUUCUUCAUUUCACAGCUACCCCUUACUUUCUUGGGUGAUAUGGAAUAUGCCAAAAUUAAGGCAUCUCUAUGUGAAGCCUGGUUGCUACUUUAUCAAUCCUUACCGGCUGUCCUCGAGUGUUUCAUUUCUCCUGGACUUGCAAACGCUUGUGGGAGUCCGAAACUUCAAAUGGACCAAAGGCAUCAUCGAAAGAAUUCCCAAUCUGAAGAAACUGGGAAUUUCAUAUCGUGUCUCCUCUUCUGUAGAUUGGUCAACAUACCAGCUCGAAACUCUAGUCUAUCUACGCCGACUUGAGUCUUUGAAGAUCAUUAUCAAGUGUGAUUGA
Molecule: messenger RNA, 2067 nt
Organism: Salvia miltiorrhiza (redroot sage)
Lineage: Eukaryota; Viridiplantae; Streptophyta; Magnoliopsida; Lamiales; Lamiaceae
Product: putative late blight resistance protein homolog R1A-10
Exons: 2
Coding region: 1-2067 (688 amino acids)
Biological process (GO): defense response to other organism
Molecular function (GO): ADP binding
Source: RefSeq, a predicted model, not a curated record